Aegilops tauschii subsp. strangulata is the source of this 1372-nucleotide messenger RNA. RefSeq lists its product as uncharacterized. The record is from RefSeq and is a predicted model, not a curated record. NCBI's taxonomy places the organism in Eukaryota, Viridiplantae, Streptophyta, Magnoliopsida, Poales, Poaceae.
GGCAUCCCUGCACCUAAUUGAUCGUCAUAUUGUUUAGGAUAACAGUGCCCUCCGAAAUUCACUCCAAAUCCAAUCGGGAAUGCGCUGGACGUUGACGUGAAGGCCUCUCCUUACUCCGGCGAGGUGCCGGAGUGAUCUACUACGCUGCUGCAGUUCGUCAUCAGACUCCACUUCCUCCACCGAGAUGGCCUCUUCAAACGGAGCUUUGAACCCAUCACUUAUUUCUGGGCUCCUAAACUCAAUUGAGCACCUCAAUGGGACUAACUUUCCUACAUGGAAGGAGCAGAUUUCCAUUAACCUUGGGGUCAUGGAUCUUGACUACGCACUUAGGGAGAAGGCUCCAGUUCCCUUGUCCUCUGAUGAUGAAAACCUUGCUGAGAGAACUAAGGUUUAUGAGGCUAACAAGGAGAAGUGGGAGCGCUCCAAUCGAUUGUCCCUCAUGAUCAUGAAAAGCACAAUUACUCUUGGGAUUAGGGGAGCUAUCCCCGAUUCCGAAUGUGCUAAGACUUAUCUGGCAUCGGUGGAGGAACAGUUUAAAGGCUCCACAAAAGUCUAUGCCAGUACACUGAUCAUGAAAAUGCUCACCACUAAGUAUGAUGGUGCAAGCGGUGUGAGAGAACAUAUCAUGACUAUGAACGAUAUGGCCGCAAAAUUAAAGGGCAUGGACAUGGAGAUUUCUGAGGGCUUCUUGGUUCAUUUCAUUAUGACCUCCCUUCCAGUGGAGUUUGGUCCAUUCAAGAUCAACUAUAACACACAGAAGGAGAAGUGGACCAUGGGUGAGCUCACGGCUAUGUGCGUUCAAGAAGAGGAGCGACUUAAGAUCGAGAGAAAAGAUUACGCUCAUCUUACUUCCAUGAACUCAGGGAAGAGAAAGUUUAAUGGUGAAAAUAAGACUCAGAAAAAAUUAGGUCCUUCACAUAAGGCCGAGUCAAGCAAGUCUGGGGCCAAAAGGUCAAAGCCUUCUGUUGCUAAUGAGCCUUCUGCACCUAAGAAGCCUUAUUGCAAGUUUUGCAAACAUGACGGACAUAAGGAGAAGGAUUGCGAUGGCUUUAAGGCAUGGCUUGUAAAGAAGGGGAUUCCUUACCGUGAGGACGCUUCAAAGGGGCGAGCGAAUUCUUAGAGUUGCAAAUGGACAGGAGGCUAAUGUUGAAGCUGUUGGGACUCUCCCGUUAGUGCUAAAAGAUGGCUUCACCCUCCUUCUUAAUAAUGCUAUUUAUGUUCCUACCAUGAGGAGGAACCUUAUUUUUGUUUCUCUAUUAGAUGAUGAUGGUUUUGAGACUUAUUUUGGGAACAAACGAUGUGUUAUUAAGUUUGGUCAUGAUGAUAUUGGUCAUGGUGUUCGUCAUGACAAACUCUAUAGACUCCUUUUGAA